This is a messenger RNA of Sclerotinia trifoliorum, 3261 nucleotides long. NCBI's taxonomy places the organism in Eukaryota, Fungi, Ascomycota, Leotiomycetes, Helotiales, Sclerotiniaceae. The record is from the annotation of a GenBank genome assembly.
UCACCUCAACACAUGUCUCGAGCAGAAUGAAGAUAUAACGACAACCAUCCAUUCAUUGUACUACCAACGAACCAACUAGAAAACUCUACAUAAUAGGACUGCUUUAUUAUAAGCCAAAAUUUAUCCACGCAAUCGAAUUCAAUCGCAAAUUCUCCUUGAACGAAAUACGAAUUUCUGCUCCAGACUCGAUGUACAGUUCGAGAAUCGACGGGCUAGAGGCAUCGAUUAAGUUCCAACGGGAGCUCAAUUUUCUUUUAGGAUAUAUACCAAUCUUUACUACAAAUUUGAGAGGGAGUUGAGCUAGAUAGAAAGUUAUUUCACUUCCAUCUGCCAAGUUUUACGACAGCACAAUAAAUAUCAAACGAGACUUAUUAGAAGCGGCAUAAGGUAGUUUACCUGUUGUCAUUUAGCGAAAUUGACCAUUUCACUGUCAUACUCUACAAUUCGCGUUCGCAUCGAAAAAAGAUACAGGCCAAGCGCACUGUUGAACCUCUUACCGUUGAAACAACCAGAACGCGUUAUACAGCUACCAACUGCGAGGACAAUAUAAAAAUCGACAUUGAAAAUGGCGACCAAAGUUGUGAAGAUGUAUAGGGCACCUCCAUUUCUCACUUUCGAUUCUUCAAACUCUACCGGAUACAAUCAUACGGAAGCUUUCAAAUACAACCCACGAUCAUUUCUUAUGAAGAACCCAAAGCAAAACAAGCUGUACGCACAAUAUUUUGCGCCAUCGAAGAUUUAUCGACGUCGGUUCUCGCGUGGCAGGAAAAUGUCUUCCCCUGCAAGAUCAGCUUCUUCGUCUUCCAGUUCUUCUUCUACAAAUGGUUCAAAGUCAUCUGUUUCACCACCACCACCAAAGUCUUCUGAUUAUUAUCCUUCGACAAAGUCUACUCCACGUUCAAGGAUGUCUAUUUCUCCUUCUGCGAAAUCAUCCCUUUCUCCUCCACCAUCAAACCCUUCUGUUUCUUCUUCACCGGAGGAGACGGUCGAUACUACUGCUCAGUUAAUUGCAUCUAAUUCUCCUCCGCCAUCAGAUUUAUCUGCUCCUACUCCUCAUUUAGAGAAUUCUGUUUGUCCUUCAUUGGAAAAGAAAUCUGACAACAUAUCUUCAUUCGUUUCUUGCGCUUCGCCAGAUCUACCUCUAUCCUCACUUCCUUCGUCCGUUGUUCCAGCACCUUCUAAAUCUCCUGGGCUGUCGUCUCCUUCAGUUGCUAUCAAAGACGAAAUCACUACGAAACCCAAUUCUCCUAAUGAAGCACUUCCGGAGACGAAGAGCAACAAGAUCAAGAUAAAAUUCGUUGAACCAUCGAAGUUUUACUCUGCUAAAGAUGAAAACUCCACUACUACAUGUAGUUCUCUAAAGAGAUCACGAUCAGACGAUGAAAAUGAUGAAACUGCUUCCCAAAGGGAGUCACCGAAGAAGCGACGACUCAAUCCCAAGGCCUCGAAAGUCCCUAUCCAGACAGCUGUCACUUCCAAGCCGAGUGCAAAACCCUCGAAGGAGGAAUUGGAGAAGAUACGUAGUGAUUCGCUUAAAAAACGAAGAUACUUGGUAAGUCAAUUCCCUUCUUUACUUGCAUAAAUACUCAUAUAUCUUUAGGCCUCGAAAGUACGAAAGGACUCGAGCCGCAUGCCAACAGCCGCCCAGAGGGGAUUGGCCAAUGUUACUGGAUAUGCAUGCUACAGAAACAGUUUAUUACAAGGUCUUUUCCAUCUUCCCAAGUUUUUCAAUUUUUUGAUUGACCAACAUCCUGUGGACACUUGUAAGUUAUGUCCAAUCUGAAUUGUUUUUCAAUUCCCUUUGGUUACUCAUUUGCUAAUUGAUUUCCACAGGCGACAUACCUAAAAAAGAUUGCUUGGCCUGCGCUCUUUGCCACUUGUCUUCGAAAUACUGGACUGUUGGCUUUCCUGCCAAGGAGAUCACAAUUAUGCUGCGAAGACUCGAGGUUCAGUGCAAGCGUCUUGGGUGGUAUCCUGGACCCUCUGGGCAAGGUGAUCCUCAUGAGCAAAUUACCUGGAUGCUGGAAAAGAUCGACAAGCAGAUGAAGGCUUCGUAAGUCUAUAGUUUCUAUUCGUCGCUUACAUGGAACAUGUCGCUGACCUUAAUUCCAGGAGCGUCGCCAGUAUGCAGUCAAUAAUGCAGCUUGUUCUUAGCAGCAGAAUCACAUGCGAUAAGUGCCACAAUGUCUCAGUGGGAGACCUACAAGAUGAACUAGCCUUGUCCGUACCCCUCAAACCACGUAUCCGAGGUGGUUCUCUUUCCUCGUACUUGCAUAAAUACUUGGAUGAGACGAUCGAAGGUUACCGGUGCGAGAAGUGUAAGAAGGUAGGGGACGUUCAUCGUGUACAGUUGAUCAGUCACGCACCAGACAUCUUGUUCGUUCAGCUUAAACGGUUUGGUUAUGAUGGAAGAAAGGAUAAGCUUACGCUUCCGAUCGAUCAUACCCUUGACCUCAGUGCUUAUCGCGACCCUAAUGGAAGCAAGGACUCCAUGGAGUACGAGCUUGUAGCAUCCGUUUCGCAUUCUGGCAGCCUCGACUAUGGGCAUUACACCUGUGAUGCUCGUGGACCUGAUGGUCGCUGGAAUUGUUUUAACGAUGCAUAUUACGACGCUACGACUAUGGCAAAGGCUCUUGGGAGUAACCAACCGUAUUUGUUAUUCUACCAACGCAAACGGACCUAAUUGUCCAUCCGAGGUUAUGGUAGCCACUUUGUAGCGUGCUAGAUCCAUCUGAGUUUGUUGUUUGGUUAGAAAGCAUCAGUACUUGGUUGUGUGCGAGUUAUCAUUUUGUUGGCCUGGGUGUCCCUGCCUCAAACUUUCGUACUGAUGAGAAAGAGUCUAUGGUGGUUCUUGCGUUCUUCCAAAUAUUCAUAAUGGAAUUUAGCUUUCUCUUAUGGUUUGGAUGCCUGUCGCGCUAGGAUUCAUGUAUCAGGUAGAUUGUUGGAUUUGUUUCCUGUGGUUCUGGAUUUUUGUUUCCGUAUGGAUAUGGGUUUGGAUAGAGAGAAUAGGAUUCCUUCUCUGUGGAUUUGGGUGGGAGUUGGCAUGGCGUCUGUGUCGGACGAUACCAACUUGUUUCUAUCUACUUUAUCAUACGAUUAUACUGUAUGGUGGAAAUCCUUGAAUUCUAUCAUUGUUUAUAUAUUUAUGAUUUAUAAGUUCUAUUUGACCAGGUAAGACUUACAAUCUCCCCUUUUACAGAAGCCAAUCUAUAUAAUAUAAUCUUACAAAACCCAAAUCAUAUCCAAUACAAACAUAAUUAU